This is a messenger RNA of Myotis daubentonii (Daubenton's bat), 2452 nucleotides long. It is a transcript of the gene KCNAB2, whose product is annotated as potassium voltage-gated channel subfamily A regulatory beta subunit 2. The record is from RefSeq and is a predicted model, not a curated record. Gene Ontology annotation, cellular component: cytoplasm; voltage-gated potassium channel complex; membrane. Lineage: Eukaryota; Metazoa; Chordata; Mammalia; Chiroptera; Vespertilionidae. Gene Ontology annotation, biological process: potassium ion transport; transmembrane transport; regulation of action potential. Gene Ontology annotation, molecular function: transmembrane transporter binding; potassium channel regulator activity; voltage-gated potassium channel activity.
GGCGGAGGAGGGACCCGGGGAAGAGGUGAGAGGUCUCCCCAGCCCCGCUGGGAAUCCGAUCCCCUGGCCGGAAGGUGCACGGGCGUCCGUUCUCUCCAUCCUUGUCUUGGGAAACCCUCGCUCCUGAAGGAAGGCCUCGCCGCUCCUCCGCCUUCGGGGAUAAAGUCUUAUCGUCGAGGGAGAAGGGGCAGAUGACUUCAGAGCCCGGAAGGAGGGGGGAGGCGCCCCAGAGCUGAGGGCCAGCACCCCUCAGCAUGCAGGUGUCCUUCGUGUGCUCCGAGCAUGGCCUCAAGGGCCGGGGCCCCGAGGAGCGGCUGGGCCGGCCGGCCGCCAGCAGCCCCAGCCUGGGGACCCGCGGCCGCUUCCGCGCUGUGGCCAUGGUGGCCCGGAGCCUGGGACAGCUGUCGGUGCAGAGCCACCCGAGCGUCAGUGACUCCGCUGGCGGGAAGCAGCCGGGGAUGAAGUGCAGGAACCUGGGCAAGUCGGGCCUGCGGGUCUCCUGCCUGGGGCUGGGAACAUGGGUGACCUUCGGAGGCCAGAUCACCGACGAGAUGGCGGAGCAGCUCAUGACCUUGGCCUACGACAACGGCAUCAACCUCUUUGACACGGCGGAGGUCUACGCGGCGGGCAAGGCGGAGGUGGUUCUCGGGAACAUCAUUAAGAAGAAGGGAUGGAGACGGUCCAGCCUGGUCGUCACCACCAAGAUCUUCUGGGGAGGAAAAGCGGAGACCGAGAGGGGCCUCUCCCGGAAGCACAUCAUAGAAGGUCUGAAGGCCUCCCUGGAGCGGCUGCAGCUCGAGUACGUGGACGUGGUGUUUGCCAACCGCCCGGACCCCAACACGCCCAUGGAAGGGGACCCAUUUAGUUCCUCCAAGUCCAGGACAUUCAUCAUAGAAGAGACCGUGCGCGCCAUGACCCACGUCAUCAACCAGGGGAUGGCCAUGUACUGGGGCACGUCGCGCUGGAGCUCCAUGGAGAUCAUGGAAGCCUACUCGGUGGCCCGGCAGUUCAACCUGAUCCCGCCCAUCUGCGAGCAGGCGGAGUACCACAUGUUCCAGCGCGAGAAGGUGGAGGUGCAGCUGCCCGAGCUCUUCCACAAGAUCGGAGUGGGUGCCAUGACCUGGUCCCCUCUGGCCUGCGGCAUCGUUUCUGGAAAGUAUGACAGCGGCAUCCCGCCCUACUCCAGAGCCUCCUUGAAGGGCUACCAGUGGCUGAAGGACAAGAUCCUGAGUGAGGAGGGCCGGCGCCAGCAGGCCAAGCUGAAGGAGCUCCAGGCCAUCGCGGAGCGCCUGGGCUGCACCCUCCCGCAGCUGGCUAUCGCCUGGUGCCUGAGGAAUGAGGGUGUCAGCUCUGUGCUCCUGGGCGCGUCCAGUGCAGACCAGCUGAUGGAGAACAUUGGAGCAAUACAGGUCCUCCCCAAGCUGUCGUCCUCCAUCGUCCACGAGAUCGACAGCAUCUUGGGCAACAAGCCCUACAGCAAGAAGGACUACCGGUCCUAGGGCCCGCCGGCCGGACUCUCCCUCCCCGCCCAGUCUGUUCGCUGCCCCUCGCUUCCGCUUUUCUGAAGCCAAGUCACGAAUGUGGUUCGCAUCACAAAGAAAGCCCUCCAAGGUGUCCCAGGGAACAAAGAAGCCGCUGCGACACACCACCCACUGCUCCGGGGACCCUCGUCCUGCCGGGACGGCCGGUCAGGUGCCCCCCACAGGCUGGGCCUCCCCGGAGCCUCCGCAAGCCCAGGCCAGGCUGGACCGGGGCCGAGAACCUCUGGUGUUGGCGGCGGGGAGGACCCCUGGCCUGGUCCUCCUGGGGCCCCUCCGCAGGGCCCUGGGCGCUGGCCUGGGCCUCCCCAGGGGCUCUCCCUCUGACCAAGGGCCCGACCUCAGCUGCUUCCCCACCCCUGCGCCAGGGCGUCUCUGAGGCGCCUUCUGUGCUGUCCCUUGACCCCACCUCCUCCCUGGCUGGUAGGGGUCGGGACUCAGGGGGGUUGGCUCUGCAGUUUGGGGCCCACAAGAAGUUUGGGGUCUGAUUUCAAGUUCAUUGCCCUUGGCAGGGGCCCCACCUGCACUCCCUGCCAGGUACCCAGGUCGCUGCCCUCUGUCCUUGCCCCGGAAGGCAGGCCCCGGGGCCGUGUGUGCCAAGCUGGACUGUGGCUGCUGAACCACGUGUGGGAGAGGACGCCCUGCUCUGCUGGGGGUCGGCCUCGGCGUCUGCAGAGAGGACAGGCUUGAGCCCUUCCCGGGGGCCCCGGGCCUUCUGUCUGCGCCCAGGGCGGGGGUCUUGUACCCCGAGCAGCAGCCCCCACCGUGGUGGAACGACCCCCGGAGGCUCUCCCUGAAGAGGUGCCCCGCGAGGCCUCGGAUCAGGCGGGGUUGAGGUGCUCCGUCCUGGGGAGCUAAGUGUCUGUGCUCAGAGCUUGCGACCUGGGCAGCAGUGUCACCCCUGCGCCCCCACA